This is a messenger RNA of Cyclopterus lumpus (lumpfish), 4753 nucleotides long. RefSeq names its product TBC1 (tre-2/USP6, BUB2, cdc16) domain family, member 1 (gene tbc1d1). The record is from RefSeq and is a predicted model, not a curated record. NCBI's taxonomy places the organism in Eukaryota, Metazoa, Chordata, Actinopteri, Perciformes, Cyclopteridae. The transcript is spliced from 20 exons. Bases 167 to 3568 code for a protein of 1133 amino acids.
AUGUGAUGUAGUUGUACGGCGGCUAACUUGACGGUUAACCGGAGUCUCCUCGGCUUCAGGGAGCAAAAUCAACUUUCCAAUGAAAUGAUAUUGAAGUGUCCCACACUGGCGGAGACGAGUCGCGGGAAGCAGCGUUCGGCGCUCGGGUCUCGCCUUUGGAAAGUUCAUGGCGGAUGGGAUGAAAGCGCGACUCCAGCGGCUCAACUUGUUCAACACCAAACAAGAACAGAAGGAUGUUCCUGAGAUCAUCAGUACGUUGAGGCAGGCCGGCAAGAGCUCGGCGCGCAGCGGUGACGUCGCCCCCGUUUCCAUCAAAACGUCCUCUGGAGGCAACGAUGCCCCUGACACAUGCCUUAAGUCUCUCUCCGCGAUGGCAACCUCCGCGGCAGCCUCGGCUGCCAUGUCUCCGACAGCCUUUGCCAAAAGGUUUGAGGUGCUGCUUUGCGGCCGUGCGAGUGUCGCUCACAAGAAGGCCCCCCCGGCCCUGAUCGACGAGUGCAUCGAGAAGUUCGGCCAGCUUAAUGGCUCGGGGGCGAGCAACAAAGGAGGAAAUGGUGGCAGGUCGGCAGGCGGGCAAAAGAGGGCAUUGGCCUUUCAAUCCAACGGACUCGGGGGCAUUGGUGACGACGGCGACGGCGACGUGGGGAGCCCUACAGCCGGGAAACGUCCCAUCCUGUUCAAGAGAGACCCCAGCUUCCCCUGUCUGCAGGCCCUGGAUGAGAAUGGUCUCUCGCCUGAGAUCUCUCACAUCAACACUACUGAUGCACACGCCCACUCCGCCGCAGUACAGCCCACCAGCCUGCAGGAGAACAGGACCAUGCUGUUUAUGGUGGGCCGGUCUCAGAUCUUCUUGGUCAGUCCAGACACUAAGAAAGUUGCCAUAGAGAAGAGUUUCAAAGAGAUCUCCUUCUGCUCACAGGGUAUCCGUCACGUGGAUCACUUCGGCUUCAUUUGCAGGGAGACGGUGGAAGGAGGAAGCUGCCACUUUGUGUGCUACAUUUUCCAGUGCACCGACGAAUCGCUGGUGGAUGAGAUCAUGCUGACUUUGAAGCAGGCGUUCUCUGUGGCUGCCCUGCAGCAGAAUGCCAAGACUCAGAGCGAGCAGUGUGACGGCUGCCCUAUGCAGCACCUUCACAGGCUGUGUGAGAGGAUAGAAGGUCUGCACCCUUCUAAAACCAAGCUGGAGCUCCAGAGACACCUGGCCACUCUGGACAACCAGGAGCAAGCGUCGGUCUUUGAAAACACCAUGAGGGCUCGUCCUAAGAGCGACCAGGAAGAGAAUGAGUUGCUGAUGGCCUCUUUGAGGGGUCUGUAUGAGGAGAGGCAGAGGAGCCAUCAUCACACUCAGCCUGGAGACAGCACACAGGUGUGUGAGGAGGCAGCAGCUCCAGCCCCGGUGGAUUCACAGCAGAGUAGCAGUCGCCAGCGACUCGAGCAGUUCAAGAGCCGAGCCAAGCGCUCGCUCACCGAGUCCCUGGAGGGGAUCUGGAAGGGGAGCAGCAAGGCCCGAGCUCAGAGAGAUAACAGUGUAGGAAGUGACGGCGGCCCUUCCUUUUGUACGCUCAACGGCAGCCAGGACCAGUCUUGUCUGGAUGACCCCUUGCCCGCCUCCUCCCAGCUGCGACCCACCAGCCCACUCAGGUGUCACAACUCAACGGGGGACCUGAAGCGCCUCGACUCCUCCCUCCCCCUGUCCCCCUCGGCUUCCUCUCAACCUGGGGACGCUCAGCCUCAGGGCUUCCGCCGACGGGCUAGCACCUUCAGCCACCCACCCACCCCUUCCUCAGCAGAGAGCUCGCCGCUGCAUGCACUGACUCACACGCCGCAGGACCCCACCGCAGCCAGCAAGCCCAGGCUGGUACGACACUACUCCGUCAGCACCGACACGCCGCACCAGAGCAAUGAUGUAGCAGCUCUGUCUUCGCCGAGUGCAGCAUGCGGCGUAGGGGAAAGCCCUCUACGCGGCCACCGUCACUCGUGGAGGCAGCAGAUCUUCCUGCGGGUCGCCACCCCACAGAAGAACACAGACGCCAAUGAGAGGGGCGACCCCUGUCUCGAGGGGGGCCGACUGUGCGCUGGCCAGGUGGGAGUUGGAGGAAGUGGGGACUCGUCUAUACGGGCGGUGCCCGAGGAGAGGACGAGAAGGAGCAGAGAGGAGCUGAGGGAGCUCUGGAGGAAGGCCAUCCUGCAGCAGAUCCUGCUGCAGAGGAUGGAGACGGAGAACCAGAAGCUACAGGCCACAGAGAGCGAUCUGCAGAACAAGCGCCUGAAGCUGGACUAUGACGAAAUCACCCCGUGUCUGAAGGAGGUCACUCUGGUGUGGGAGAAGAUGCUGGGAACUCCUGCGAGGGCAAAGGUCAAGUUUGACACAGAGACCAUCCACGCUGCUGUUGCACAAGGCGUCCCGAGGCAGCACCGGGGAGAGAUCUGGAAGUUUCUUUCUGAACAAUACCUGCUCAGGCAGACGGUCCCGUCCCGGCCGCCCGCCAAUCCCACUCCGUACAAAGAGCUGCUGAAGCAGCUGACCUCACAGCAGCACGCCAUCCUCAUAGAUCUGGGUCGCACUUUUCCCACUCAUCCGUAUUUCCAAGCACAGCUGGGGGCAGGACAGCUGUCUCUGUAUAAUUUACUGAAGGCCUACUCACUGCUAGACCCCGAGGUGGGCUACUGCCAGGGCCUGUCCUUCAUUGCUGGAGUGUUGCUGUUACACAUGGGGGAGGAGGACGCCUUCAACAUGCUCAAAUUUCUCAUGUAUGAUGUGGGGCUCCGCAAACAGUACAGGCCUGACAUGAUUAUCCUGCAGAUUCAGAUGUACCAGCUGUCGCGGCUGCUCCACGACUACCACAGGGACCUUUACGUCCACCUGGAGCAGCAGGAGAUCGGACCCAGCUUGUACGCCACCCCCUGGUUCCUCACCGCCUUCGCCUCGCACUUCCCCCUCGGCUUUGUGGCCAGAGUCUUCGAUAUGUUGUUCCUGCAGGGGUCAGAGGUCAUCUUCAAGGUGGCCUUGAGUCUGCUGGGGAGCCAUAAGCCUUUGAUCUUGCAGCACGAGAGCCUGGAGUCCAUAGUGGACUUCAUCAAGACCACGCUGCCCAACCUGGGUCUGGUGCAGAUGGAGAAAACCAUCAACCAGGUGUGUCAGAUGGACAUGUCCAAGCAGCUCCAGGCCUACGAGGUGGAGUACCACGUCCUGCAGGAUGAGCUGCUGGACACGCCCCCGAGCCUCAACCAGCAGCAGCGAACCGCGCAGCUGGAGAGGACCAAUCAGAGCCUCCGGCAGCAGAACCUUGACCUGCUUGAAGAGCUGCAGGUGUCGCACGCUCACGUCUGCAGCCUGGAGAGUCGAGUGGAGGCCGUGGCCCAGUCGGAGGGCCGGCUGAGGGAGCAGGUAUCCGCGCUGGAAGGGGAGAAGAAGCAGCUAGCGAGCACCGCCGCGCGCCUCCGGGACCUCCUCACCGGCCUCGGCAUUCACACCACCCCCGAGGGACGCACGCUCCCGCAGCCCCCUGGAAGACGUGCAAAAACGGACGACGGCGAGGGGCCUCUGGUUCUUCCAGAAGGCUCUUAACAGCAACCCAAUCAUUUCCCAAAUGAGGCGUUCCUUACCUCGACGGUUGUCCUCUCCCCGUCUCCAGAAUGUUUUUCUGUUUUUUUUUCAAAGAGUAAACUGGACCUGAAACGGAGAAGAAAAGAAUUGAAAGAAAAACAAAAGGAUGGCACCCUUGAGUGUUUUAUCCCAAAGUGCCCACUUCCCUCUCUCUAAGUAUCCUAAUGAACAUGUGAUUCGAACAACGACACUCCCACACCCCACCCAAAGGGUAGCACUGUCCCACUGGGCCUACACUGCAAGAACAAAACUGCUCCAUUUGCACCUGUACUCGUACGUAUGUCCGCAUCUCUGGACGUCUGUCGCGUGUGAUGUGUUUUAUGCUUGUGUGUCGGAUGAUGCAACGAGGCUAACAAAGCCAAAGAAUGUCUUUAUUAUUAUAAAACAAGCUUGAACAAAGAUUCAGAUCUGAUUUCUGAUUGCGAUUUUUUUUUUAAACGAGUAGUGAAGGGACGGGUGAAGAAAUGAACUUCAUGACAUUGUUUUUUUGUUUUUCCUAUUACACAAGUUGAAUAGACAUAGGCUAAAUUAUAUCAAAUCUUAGACUGCGUUGCUCAUAUUCGGAGCCGUUUCUUGAUGAUUUUUUUUUCCUCCUGUAUUUCCAGUCUUCCUCUGUUGCGUUUUCCAGAUCGUUUCUGAACUAUGAUCUGAACUUUAGUCCCGGUCACGCGCAGGAAGAGUAGCCCAACAAAUCCAGUCCAUUUCACUUCCCGUCUUUUGGACACGUCGACCCGUCGGUGGAAAUGGAUGCCGUUUCAGCAAAAGCCAAAAAAAACAACAGUAGCUGUGCCGUCCCCUUGUGAGGGGAAGUACAGACUUUUACACAUCAAUUGCUUCAAAACCCACUUCUGUCUGAAACUUCAAACGAGGAAACCUCCGCUGGUGAGACGACCUGUCAACUAGGGCUCGUUUACUCUACUCAACGCACUGAAGUCCUUCGACACCGAGGUGCAGCCCGGUGUGUUCCUGUUCCUAAACGUGUGUGUUGUGCACCUCACUGAUGCCGACAAAUCUGUUGAUCUACACUGUAAAGAUAUGAAGCUUUGACUCCUGACUCUCUCUUGCACAUGCGUUUUGUUUUUAAAGUGAACAUUGCUGUUAUUGUCAUCCUGUACUUUAAAAAAUACAUUUCAUAUCCUUUCUGCA